AUGGAGCCCACAAUCCCCGAGACUCACACCCACAAGUCUCCCUCGAACGGGGCGGAUUUUGAUAUUGAAGACCAGCCCAAGUAUCCCCAAAAACGAAUCCUCAAAACCAACAAAAGCUACAGGGAUGAGUGGAGAUAUGGUUCCAAGGUACGCGUGGUGAAGUAUUACGCCGUGCAUGUCUGUAUAGGCAUAGUGGUUGGCGGUAUCAUUGGUGUGAUAGUGGGUCUAUGUCUUCGGUAUGCAGGUAAAUAG
This is a messenger RNA of Penicillium crustosum, 252 nucleotides long. RefSeq lists its product as uncharacterized. The record is from RefSeq and is a predicted model, not a curated record. NCBI's taxonomy places the organism in Eukaryota, Fungi, Ascomycota, Eurotiomycetes, Eurotiales, Aspergillaceae. The transcript has a single exon. Bases 1 to 252 code for a protein of 83 amino acids.